CUGUGAGCCUGGGAUUGUAUUUGGAGGCUGGAACAAACUUGCGUAAUUCAUUGAGCAAUCUUUUUUUGCCUGUGAAAUCCACAGCUCUCUUCUGUCUGUGUGUGCGUUUGUGUGUAAUAGUGUUUCAGUCUCCAGUUUCUACUUCAGUUCGGCGGUUCAGGGUAAUGAAGACAAAAUGCAUGUAAUAAACCAAAUCUGUGUGCUACUUUUGUGGCUGCAUACGCUGACCUUCGCGCAGAUUCCAGACUGUACACUUCAACAGUUUUUAAACGGACCCAUGUUUGAUUCAAAUUUUGACACAACUGGGCUUCAGACCAGCUACCCUGCUGGAAAACAAAUUAGAGUGGGCUGCAGUGUUGGCUACAGUGGCUUUUUCAAACUGACCUGUGUCGAGGGCAAAUGGGUGUCUAAAGGCACUGUAUGUCAACCCAAAUCAUGCGGUCAUCCCGGUGAUGCCCAGUUUGCAGAUUUUAAUCUGGAAAUUGGAGACGAUUUUGUCUUUGGGUCAAAAGUUGUAUACACCUGCCACAAAGGUUAUCAAAUGGUCAGUCGCACAAACUACCGGCAUUGCAUGAAUGAAGGCUGGGAUGGCGUGGUUCCUGUCUGUGAAGCCCAACAGUGCACAGUGCUUCAUGUGGACCGUAAUGUCCAGGUGAAUGGGGACCCAGAGGAAGCGACCUAUGGCAAUGUAGUUCGGUUCAGCUGCAAGUCCAACAGUCACGUCCUGUCAGAUCCUGAGUCAGCAGAGUUGUAUUGUGAUGAAAAUGGAGAAUGGAGUGGCCAAGCUCCAAAAUGCAUAGAGAUUAAAUGUACAGUACCUCCGAUUGAAAAUGGUCAUGUGCCUGAUCGCUAUAUCCAAGAGUACAAAGAACAUGAUGUCCUGCACUUUAUGUGUAAUUAUCUACAUAAACCAACUGAAGACAGACCCUCAAAAUGCACAAAAGUAGGAAUAAAAGCAGAGUGGACCCCCACACCUGCGUGUGAACCAAUAAAAUGUAAACUGCCACUGCCGCCACUCGAGGGAUCCAGGUAUGAAUCUGUUUCCAGAAAUCGGUUUUUACCUGGUGAGACACUGAGAGUCAUUUGUGGAGAGAAGUACGGGAUUUCUAACAAUCAGGAAGUAGUAACUAUGUGCAAAGAGGACGGAGAGUGGACUAUCAGACCAGUAUGCACAGAGGUCGUGUGCAGCAAUGAAAGACCGCAACAUGUGUAUUCCUGGGAUGUCAGUUACUGGAGAAAUCAACCAAAAAUGGGUGAGACUAAAAGAUAUAGCUGUGAGACAGGCUACAAGAGAAAAGAUGGUGCUACCCAGGCCACAUGCACCAGAAAUGGAUGGACACCAAAUCCACUCUGUGAAGAAAUAACGUGCGACAGAAAGGAUAUCCCGAACACAGAUGUUAUCAGAGGAUACAAGCAGACAUACCGCUACAAUGAACAGGUCGGUUAUGUCUGCAGGGAUGGUUAUCGAGGACAAUUCACUCUAACCUGUAAAGAAAAUGGUUGGAAUGGGUAUCCAAGGUGUACAGAAAUAACAUGCGACAGAAAGAAUUUUCGAGAGGCAGAUAUUGUUCUCAAUAACAAGCAGACAUACCGCUACAAUGAACAGGUCGGUUAUCGCUGCAAGGAUGGUUAUCAAGGACAAUUCACUCUAACCUGUAGAGGAGAUGGUUGGAUCGGGAGGCCAACAUGUACAGAAAUAACAUGUGACAGAAAGGAUAUUCGAGAGGCAGAUAUUGUUCUCAAUAACAAGCAGACAUACAGCUACAAUGAACAGGUCGGUUAUCGCUGCAAGGAUGGUAAUCAAGGACAAUUCACUCUAACCUGUAAAGAAAAUGGUUGGAAUGGGUAUCCAAGGUGUACAGAAAUAACAUGCGACAGAAAGGAUUUUCGAGAGGCAGAUAUUGUUCUCAAUAACAAGCAGACAUACCGCUACAAUGAACAGGUCGGUUAUCGCUGCAAGGAUGGUAAUCAAGAAGAAUUCACUCUAACCUGUAGAGGAGGAGAUGGUUGGAUCGGGAGGUCAACGUGUACAGAUGCAUGUCCAAAGCCUGAAGUUCCAAAUGGAUUUGCAGUUGGCCCAUACAACAACACAAUAUACUACACCUGCAAGAAAGGUUUUAAACUUUUCUCCAACAAAGGCUGGUGGGCUGAGGCCAAAUGUAAUGACGAUCAACUUCAACAAUGCAUCGAGAACACAAAGUGUGGAGAAACUCCUGUGAUUCCAAAUGGGAAACUGGAACCUCCACAAAGGCAAAACCUAAGGCAAAUCCAAGCUAGGAUUAUUUGUAACAAAGGAUACAGUACUCAGGUUGACUACUUACCUUGUCGCGGGGGGAAAUGGAUUCCAGAUGGACUAUCACUCAAAGAUAUUUGUACACCAACUGCCAAGCACUGCAAACCUCCACCUAAAGUUGAGAAUGCAGUUGUUCAGACAGCUUAUCAGAAGGAAUACUUGUCUAACUCUCCAGUGACUUAUCAGUGCCGUGAUGGCUAUGAUAUGGAGGGAGAAGACACGAUUCUGUGUGAUAAUGGGAAAUGGGAGGAGAAGAACGUAACAUGCACACAGAGACCAUGUGAAAGACUUCAUAUUGAGGAUGCAGUUAUAACCGGGGAGGAAAAGGAAAGUUACAGCCAAAAUGAAGAAGUCCAAUAUAAAUGCAACAACCAUGAUGAACGGUUUACUGUUACCUGUGAGCAAAGUGGUUGGACUGGGAUUAAGAGCUGUACAGAAAUAACAUGCGACAGAAAGAAUUUGCAAGAGGCAGACAUUGUUCUCAAUAACAAGCAGACAUACAGCUACAAUGAACAGGUCGGUUAUCGCUGCAAGGAUGGUUAUCAAGGAGAAUUCACUCUAACCUGUGGAGGAGAUGGUUGGAUUGGGAGGUCAACGUGUACAGAGGUCGUGUGCAGCAAUGAAAGACCGCAACAUGUGUAUUCCUGGGAUGUCAGUUACUGGAGAAAUCAACCAAAAAUGGGUGAGACUAAAAGAUAUAGGUGUGAGACAGGCUACAUGAGAAAAGAUGGUGCUACCCAGGCCACAUGCACCAGAAAUGGAUGGACACCAAAUCCACUCUGUCAAGAGAUUAAAUGUACAGUACCUCCGAUUGAAAAUGGUCAUGUGCCUGAUCGCUAUAUCCAAGAGUACAAAGAACAUGAUGUCCUGCACUUUAUGUGUAAUUAUCUACAUAGACCAACUGAAGACAGACCCUCAAAAUGCACAAAAGUAGGAAUAAGAGCCGAGUGGACCCCCACACCUGCGUGUGAACCAAUACCAUGUAAACUGCCACUGCCGCCACUCGAGGGAACCAGGUAUGAAUCUGUUUCCAGAAAUCGGUUUUUACCUGGUGAGACACUGAGAGUCAUUUGUGGAGAGAAGUACGGGAUUUCUAACAAUCAGGAAGUAGUAACUAUGUGCAAAGAGGAUGGAGAGUGGACUAUCAGACCAGUAUGCACAGAGGUCGUGUGCAGCAAUGAAAGACCGCAACAUGUGUAUUCCUGGGAUGUCAGUUACUGGAGAAAUCAACCAAAAAUGGGUGAGACUAAAAGAUAUAGCUGUGAGACAGGCUACAUGAGCAAAGAUGGUGCUACCCAGGCCACAUGCACCAGAAAUGGAUGGACACCAAAUCCACUCUGUCAAGAAAUAACAUGUGACAGAAAGGAUUUUCGAGAGGCAGAUAUUGUUCUCAAUAACAAGCCGAGAUACCGCUACAAUGAACAGGUCAGUUAUCGCUGCAAGGAUGGUUAUCAAGGAGAAUUCACUCUAACCUGUAGAGGAGAUGGUUGGAUUGGGAGGUCAACGUGUACAGAAAUAACAUGUGACAGAAAGGAUUUUCAAGAGGCAGAUAUUGUUCUCAAUAACAAGCCGAGAUACCGCGACAAUGAACAGGUCAGUUAUCGCUGCAAGGAUGAUAAUCAAGAAGAAUUCACUCUAACCUGUGGAGGAGAUGGUUGGAUCGGGAGGCCAACGUGUACAGAGGUCGUAUGCAGCAAUGAAAGACCGCAACAUGUGUAUUCCUGGGAUGUCAGUUACUGGAGAAAUCAACCAAAAAUGGGUGAGACUAAAAGAUAUAGGUGUGAGAGAGGCUACAUGAGCAAAGAUGGUGCUACCCAGGCCACAUGCACCAGAAAUGGAUGGACACCAAAUCCACUCUGUCAAGAGAUUAAAUGUACAGUACCUCCGAUUGAAAAUGGUCAUGUGCCUGAUCGCUACAGAGAGUACGAGUACAGAGAACAUGAUGUCCUGCACUUUAUGUGUAAUCAUCUACAUAAACCAACUGAAGACAGACCCUCAAAAUGCACAAAAGUAGGAAUAAGAGCCGAGUGGACCCCCACACCUGCGUGUGAACCAAUAAAAUGUAAACUGCCACUGCCGCCACUCGAGGGAACCAGGUAUGAAUCUGUUUCCAGAAAUCGGUUUUUACCUGGUGAGACACUGAGAGUCAUUUGUGGAGAGAAGUACGGGAUUUCUAACAAUCAGGAAGUAGUAACUAUGUGCAAAGAGGACGGAGAGUGGACUAUCAGACCAGUAUGCACAGAGGUCGUAUGCAGCAAUGAAAGACCGCAACAUGUGUAUUCCUGGGAUGUCAGUUACUGGAGAAAUCAACCAAAAAUGGGUGAGACUAAAAGAUAUAGGUGUGAGACAGGCUACAUGAGCAAAGAUGGUGCUACCCAGGCCACAUGCACCAGAAAUGGAUGGACACCAAAUCCACUCUGUCAAGAGCUUGUAGGCUGUGGGAGUCCACCACCUCUCACAGAUGGAGACAUCAAGUACACCGUGAAAAGUAAUUACAGCCAUCAAGAAAGGGUUGAAUUCAUGUGUCAAAAUUACUACACCAUGGAGGGUGGGCCUCACAGAACCUGCAUCAAUGGUGAAUGGAUUGGACAGAUCAAAUGCCUCAAACCCUGUACUGUGGAUAGAGAGCUCAUGAACAGAUAUAAUAUUGCCUUCAAAUAUCAUCAUGACGAUAAGCUGUAUUCACCCCAUGAUGAUACUAUCGAGUUCACUUGUACUAAAGGAAGACAUACCGGCACAUUGUCCAUGCGUCCGAAGUGUAUUGAUGGUGUGAUGAACCUGCCCACUUGCCAGUAAAGGUUUUUAGUUAACUGGAUGUGAUAAACAUGAUCUGACUGGACAAACAUGUAAAUGAUUAACAAGAAGUACAGUUGUUAACUGAUCUUCUGGGCCUACUGCAACAGUUUAAAUAAAACAUACAUGUUCUCAUGUUUUUUUCUUCA
Messenger RNA from Sander lucioperca (pikeperch), 5235 nucleotides. It is a transcript of the gene cfh, whose product is annotated as complement factor H. The record is from RefSeq and is a predicted model, not a curated record. The transcript is spliced from 29 exons. NCBI's taxonomy places the organism in Eukaryota, Metazoa, Chordata, Actinopteri, Perciformes, Percidae. The coding region runs from base 176 to 5089 and encodes 1637 amino acids.